Messenger RNA from Clonostachys solani, 888 nucleotides. The record is from the annotation of a GenBank genome assembly. NCBI's taxonomy places the organism in Eukaryota, Fungi, Ascomycota, Sordariomycetes, Hypocreales, Bionectriaceae.
AUGGCAUCCGCUCCCCGUCUCCGAGUUCCGCCCAAGAAGUCAGAGGCCCGCAGAGGGCAGGGAAUGGAAGACGACGCAUCCGGGUCCGGGUUUGGUGAGGCAGGACAUACGACUCUUCUUCCGUUCGAUGCGAUGCCGCCAUGGUUCCAACAGGACAACAACCCGUGGUAUCUCCACAACGAGACGGUCAAUAUUUAUUCCUAUCUCAUUCCGGCUAUUGUCUUCCUCCUCGGCGAGUGGUAUAUCUUGCAGUACCUUGCUAGCAAAUAUUCCAGAGUUACUGGCAGUAAUUUUAUUGCUUUCUCAUUCUUCAUACUUACAGCAACUAUUUGCUAUACAUUUUCAGCUCUUUAUUAUACUUUGAUAAACCACUCUUAUACCGUAGACUAUUUCUACUACCGACUAGAUAUACUCGGUAUAGGGAUCUUUAUAGUUGGUGAUAUAAUCUUGGGAAUUGGGGUUUUCGGGAUAUUGACCAUCAUCGCGAACAUCCAUCCCAAGCUUCAGAGCUACAAGUAUCGCUCCAAGCGAACACUAGCGUUUAUAGCGACUGGCAUAUCCAUUGUAGCGCCCCUGAUUCAUAGGCUCGAUAUAUUCGGGCUAGACCUGAUGAACAAAAAAGCCUUCACCUAUACUAUAGUAGCAAAGAUAGGCUGCCUUCUAUCUGGAACCGCGCUUUAUACAGUAAGCCUCCAAUUUUGCCCAGACUGGAGAAGAAUUGAUUCUAAUACAUACGAUUCAAAAGAUAAGUGGCCUAGAAAAUUCAAUAUAUAUAGCUCCCACUCAUUUAUGCAUAUCCUGGUGGUCUACACCGCUGUUAUCCAAAUGAUAGGGUAUCUGGCAGCCUUCGACUAUGCUUACUCAAAUAUUACCUGCUCAGCCUCUUGA